This is a messenger RNA of Oncorhynchus masou masou (cherry salmon), 1765 nucleotides long. RefSeq names its product cyclin-T2-like. NCBI's taxonomy places the organism in Eukaryota, Metazoa, Chordata, Actinopteri, Salmoniformes, Salmonidae. The transcript has 6 exons. The coding region runs from base 29 to 580 and encodes 183 amino acids. Gene Ontology annotation, molecular function: cyclin-dependent protein serine/threonine kinase activator activity. The record is from RefSeq and is a predicted model, not a curated record. Gene Ontology annotation, biological process: regulation of transcription by RNA polymerase II; positive regulation of DNA-templated transcription, elongation. Gene Ontology annotation, cellular component: nucleus; cyclin/CDK positive transcription elongation factor complex.
GCCACCAGGGGCUAGUCGUUGGAGCGCAAUGGCGGUGCACCGGGGACCUUCUUCGAAAUGGCUCUUUUCCCGGGAGCAACUAGAAACAACGCCGUCCCGCCGCAGUGGAGUCGAAUCUGAUAGGGAACUUUCUUACCGUCAGCAAGCCGCCAACCUAAUUCAGGAUAUGGGCCAGAGACUCAACGUCUCUCAACUCAUCAUCAACACUGCAAUCGUUUACAUGCAUAGAUUUUAUAUGAUCCACUCUUUCACUAAGUUUCAUAGGAAUAUCAUCUCCCAAACAACCUUGUUCUUGGCUGCGAAGGUGGAGGAACAACCCAGGAAGCUUGAACAUGUCAUCAAAGUGGCCCACGCCUGCGUCAACCCCCAGGAUGCACCACUCGACACCAAGAGUAAUGCAUACCAUCAGCAAGCUCAGGAGCUGGUGAUACUAGAAACGAUAGUACUGCAGACGCUAGGUUUUGAAAUAACAAUUGAACAUCCUCACACUGAUGUUGUGAGAUGUUCCCAGCUAGUGCGAGCAAGCAAGGAUUUGGCACAGACUUCCUAUUUCAUGGCUACCAACAGGUUGUUAUCCUGACCCCGCCCCCCACUAUGUUGCACUGUGAUGGCACACUAUAGCUUCCUGUACUGGCAGGUCCCCCUUCCUGUGUCCAACGCCCUCUUUGCGCCAGGCAGGUUUCUGGUAAACCCCUAGGGGCGGUACCGGACAGCCAGCCAGGCUGCAGCAGUGCGGUGUAUUGUACAAGGGCUCAGUGUUGGCACAUAGGGGUUGAAUGCACAAUGUGAACGUGUUGGUGGUGCUGUAGACUGUCCUCACUGACCGUUUGGUUGCUACAGAGUGCAUAUGUCUCCUCCUUCCUAAAACACAAUUGGUAGCCUGAAUAUAGCUUGCCACUAAAGAUCAGUGAAAAGAUGUAAACUAUAGCAUCUGUCCCGGUAAGUAUGAAUAACGUUUUGUUUUUUCUUGAUUUAUGUUUGACAAAUAGAAGCUAAUAUAUAUAUAUAUAAGGGUAACAAGCAAAUUCUUAGUAAUAAUUGACACACCUAAUACUCCAAUAGUAAAAUGAUCAUCCAUAAUUCUCUCUAAUAUUAUAUGAAUGACUUGUAUGCUAUAGGUAUCCUCUUCUUUACCUUAGUAGAAUAUAAACAUUACAGUUCAUUAUUUUCCUAAAUUUAAUUUUAGUAACUGUACUUGCCCUGACUUAGAUGAAUAAUUUUGCUAUCCUAUCAACAGCAGUAUACAAUGUCUGGACAGAGGGCAAAAAAUGUUAGUUUUUUUUACACAGUCAAAAGGAUACUUCCAUAAUUAAUGUAUUGCCCAGAUUUUUGCAAUGCGAGACUAUUGAACCAUUUUGCAAAAGGACAUUUUAAAAAGAAAGUUGUCAAAGGUAUGAGUGAGAUGUGGCAUAACUUGACAGGCUGGACUGGAACACAGCAGGUGGAUGGUGGACAUCAAUUAUCUCUAGGAAACGAGCUUGAUCCCAAUUAAAUGCUCAGUACUCUCAAAGAACAAGUUUACCGUCUAGGUUGUCCUCAAUGUAUCAGUUUUCUAAGGUAAGAUUCUGUAUGAAAUGGUAAGAGAAACAGCCACGAUCAUCCAUCAUAGAAAACCGCCGUGGUACGUGCCUCUGCCACUCACUCUCUCAACAGUCUGGAAUAUGAAGGCAGUAUUAUAAUAUGGACUGUAUGCAUGCAGAUCAGCUGUACUCUGAGCUUUAUUAGACCAGAGACAUGGCUCUAGUCUGGAGACACUUCCAUAGGG